AUGGCCGAAGUUCUCGGUACAGCUCUCUCGAUCGUCGGGGCAGUUGGAGUCCUCGGCCAAAUCUUCUCCGGUUGUAUAACGGCGUACUCACUCUUUACGACCGCAUCUAACCUCACACGAGACUCGGAGAAACUGAUUUGUAAGAUUAAGAUUGAGGAGAUGAGAUUGUUGGUUUGGGGACGGGAAUGGGGAGUGUUAGAGGGGAGGUUUGAGGAGGAAUUGAAAAGGGAGGAGGGGAUUGGGAAUGAGAGGAUGAGGGGAUUGGCCAUGGAGAUUCUGAGUGAGUUGUAUAGGACUAUGACAGAUUUUCAGAAAUUGAGGGAGAGGUAUGGGGUUGUGGAGGAAAGAUCGGGAAGAGAUGAGAUAGAGGGGAGGGAGAAUGGGGAGAAAGGGGUGGAAACAGAGAAAGGAGGGUUUGGGUUGGGAAAGCUGAGUUUGAGGAGCGAGUUGUCGAAGAGAGUCAAGUGGGUUAUUGGCGACAAGGAGAAGUUCACAGUGCUUUUACAGGAUCUGAAAGACUAUAACGAUGGUUUGGAACAACUGUUUCCACCGUCAAGAUUAGCGACCCUGCAUAGGACAUGGACGAAUGAGCUACUACAAGGUGCGCAUCGCGAUUUGGGCAAGCUGAAAAUGUUGGAGACGGCGAGUAGUGGGGUAUAUCCAGCAUUGAAUGUUUCGGCCAAUCUCAAGCAAUUAAGAAUCAAUCUAGAUGAGAAGGAGACCAAAAAUUUCAAGCCAACUUAUACGCUUAAGAUUCAACGCCAUGCAUUGGUAGUCAAGAAUGCGAACAUGGCAAGAAUUCAUGGACAGUACAAGAAUCCCUCACUAGUAGAAUCACAAGAAAUCAUAGUGGAAUGGGUGGAGUAUGAUAGAGAAGACCUCGACGCUCGAUUAAAUCACCUCCGUCGAAUAGAUGACCUCGCAAGAAUGAUUCACAGCGCUUCAGAUCGACACCCUGACCUCCAUACGAUCGAUUGUCUCGGCUACACAGACGACAAUACCUCCUCCCGCUACGGACUCAUCUACCGUUCUCCCUCUUCUGCUCCCUCCUCCUCCACUCUCAAUUUCCUCAUCACCAGCAGCGACUUCCGCACCCCUGACCUAGGCGAUCGGUUUAAACUCGCCCAUACACUUUCUGUUGCCCUCUGGUCUCUCCAUUCAUUAGACUGGCUGCAUAAAAAUCUCUGCAGUAGCAAUAUCCUCUUUUUCCCCAGCGCAUACACGAAAAGUCUAGGAAUCUCGAAAGAAAAGGACAAUGUUCCAGAUAUAAGUACACCAUACCUCCUCGGAUUCGAUGCUUCACGCCCAGAUCAUAUGGGCGAAAUGUCCAUCGCAUCGCGCAAUCCCACUGCGGCAGAUCUCCACCGUCAUCCAUCCUCUCUACAUUCCCCUUCUUGUCCGCGCAAACAGUAUUGUAAAUCUUUUGAUAUAUAUUCUCUAGGAUUAAUAUUACUAGAGAUUGGUUUGUGGAAAAUAUUGCAAACGUACCAUAAACCGCAUUAUUCGGCCGAAAGGUUCAGAGACAAGAUUGUGGUGCAGAAUUUAGUGCCGGGGCUGGGAAGUAAAGUUGGGAGAGGAUAUAAAGAGGUGGUGGAAAGAUGUUUGGCGGUUAGAGAAGAUUUGACUGGGCUGGAGGCGGGGGUGUUGAUGGAGUUUGUGGUGGGAAAGUUGGAGGGUUUGAGGGUUUGA
Sclerotinia sclerotiorum 1980 UF-70 is the source of this 1689-nucleotide messenger RNA. RefSeq lists its product as hypothetical. The record is from RefSeq and is a predicted model, not a curated record. The transcript has a single exon. The coding region runs from base 1 to 1689 and encodes 562 amino acids. Gene Ontology annotation, biological process: protein phosphorylation. Lineage: Eukaryota; Fungi; Ascomycota; Leotiomycetes; Helotiales; Sclerotiniaceae. Gene Ontology annotation, molecular function: ATP binding; protein kinase activity.